This is a messenger RNA of Trifolium pratense (red clover), 812 nucleotides long. Its product is annotated as glycine-rich protein A3-like. NCBI's taxonomy places the organism in Eukaryota, Viridiplantae, Streptophyta, Magnoliopsida, Fabales, Fabaceae. The coding region runs from base 141 to 545 and encodes 134 amino acids. The transcript is spliced from 3 exons. The record is from RefSeq and is a predicted model, not a curated record.
GGAGCUUGUAAUAUUCAUCAUCAAAAAGCAAAUGCUUAGAAACAACGCAUGCAUUUUAAAAUUGAGAAACUAAAACUAUAAGAACAGGUGAAGACUUUGGUUAAUUUUAUACAAAGCAUUUGCAGUUGAGCUGAACCAAGAUGAGCCAUGGUAGACACAAUCAUGAGUCUAGUGACAGAAAUCUGUUUUCAAAUGGCUAUCCAGUAGGUGGAUCCUAUUCCUAUCCUCCUCAAGGAGGCUAUUAUCCACCACAAGCUGCAUAUCCACCUCAAGGAGGUUACUACCCUCCACAACAGUAUCCACCUUCUGGUUAUCCUCAGUCAGGAUAUAAUCAACCAGCUUAUCCUGUAUCACAUGGCUAUCCAUCUGCAUAUCCUUCAGGACAUGGUGGUGGUAUAGGAGGAUUGUUUGCAGGAGCUGCGCCUGGAUAUGGUUCUCACCGUCUGUCACAUGGACAUGGAGGUUAUAAUCAUGGUUAUGGACAUGGAAAGUUUAAGCAUGGAAAGUUUGGCAAGCACGGAAAAUUCGGCAAGCGAUGGAAGUGAUGCAGUGGCGAAUAUAUUAAAUAUGCAACUUUGAGCAUGAUCAUAAUAACUACUGAAUUUUCAGAUGAAUAAUGUAUGCUAAUUGUUAUUAGCAAGAUACUAAGUUUCAAUUGGAUGUUUUUUGUUUAUUUAGCACUAUUACUAUCUUGUGCCAAUGUGUGUGGAUGUUGUAUGUAUGUAUGUAUGUAUAUGAAAGCCCUCAACUUAGGGCCUGUUUGGAUACAUUUCUUGUUUGCAAUUUGCAAAUGCCACAAUUGAUUUCAAGAA